This is a messenger RNA of Ostreococcus tauri, 1035 nucleotides long. RefSeq names its product Trehalose-phosphatase. Bases 1 to 1035 code for a protein of 344 amino acids. The transcript has a single exon. The record is from RefSeq and is a predicted model, not a curated record. Gene Ontology annotation, biological process: trehalose biosynthetic process. NCBI's taxonomy places the organism in Eukaryota, Viridiplantae, Chlorophyta, Mamiellophyceae, Mamiellales, Bathycoccaceae. Gene Ontology annotation, molecular function: trehalose-phosphatase activity.
AUGUCGUACAAGGACAUGGGACGCGCGGGACCGCUGGAGAUUCGAACGCGAGGCCCGCCGUUCGGUGGACUCCCGCAAGCGCAGGCGGGGAUGAAGCGAUCGGACUCGAUCGGGACGAUUGAAAAGUACUGGGACGACGACGCGGAGUGGUACGAAUUUCACCCGAACGCGCUCGCGCGAGAGGGUGACGGGAAGUUCAAGGAGCUGGCGGUUGGGAAGUUGUUGACGGUGUUUUUGGACUACGAUGGGACGCUGACGCCGAUCGUGGACGAGCCUGAUAAGGCGUUCAUGGACGACGAGGUGCGGGAGGCGGUGCGGCAGUGCGCGCGAAGAUUCCCGACGGCGAUCAUCAGUGGACGGUCGAGACACAAGGUGUCGCAGUUCGUACAAUUAGAAGAACUGUAUUACGCCGGAUCACACGGUUUGGACAUCGCGGGACCGACGCGGACGAGCGACGGGACGCCGAUUACGGCGACCGCGUUGGCGCAUCAGCCGGCGCAGUGGGCGCGAGACGUCAUGGACCGCGUCACGAACGAUUUGAUCGAAAAGACGAGAGAUAUUCCGGGUGCAAACAUCGAACACAACAUGUUUUGCGUCUCUGCGCACUACAGAGGCGUGAGCGACGCAGAUCGACCGAGAUUCCAGAAGAUUGUGGACGAAAUCGUCGCCUCGGAUGAGUGUUUGAUCAAGCACGACGGGAAAAUGGUGUGGGAGGUGCGACCGCGCGUGGCGUGGGACAAGGGUAAAGCGUUGUCCUAUCUUCGUGACGCGCUGAUCCCAGAUUUAGCGAAGAAAGGAUUUGGAUCGGAGGAGGUGUUCACGGUUUACGUCGGCGACGACGUCACGGACGAGGACGCGUUCAUGGAGAUCAACGAAAAGUUGGGCGAUCACCUCGGCGUGGGCGUUCUCGUCUCGCACGCGCCCAAGGUGAGCGCGGCGAAAUUUAGUCUCCGAAACACUCCGGAGGUGCUUCAAUUCCUCACAACGUUGAGCAAGCUCGCCGACGCGGGUGAAGUGAAGACGCUACCGCGUUGA